Molecule: messenger RNA, 4237 nt
Organism: Cavia porcellus (domestic guinea pig)
Lineage: Eukaryota; Metazoa; Chordata; Mammalia; Rodentia; Caviidae
Product: amine oxidase [flavin-containing] A-like
Exons: 1
Coding region: 16-2625 (869 amino acids)
Cellular component (GO): mitochondrion
Molecular function (GO): flavin adenine dinucleotide binding; primary methylamine oxidase activity
Source: RefSeq, a predicted model, not a curated record
CCAAAAGCUAAAAACAUGAAUUCACACAGCUCAGUCCCGUUCCGCGGUGGCCGCGGCAGAGGAAGAGGGCGUGAGUCAAGGCAGGGUUUCCAAAACUCGGGUUCCAAUAACCAGGUCCAGAACCUGGCCCCCUCUUUUCGCGCAUCCGCGACCCACUGGUCAGAGCGGAAUGCCUUAGCUGAGAGACCGACUCUCUCCCACUCUCGUUCCAUCAACCGGUUACACGCGGUCGCCUUAGACCCAAACUCCGGUGGGCCCUCCGGCACUAAUUGUGCCCGGAGCUCUAACCGUGACCGCACGACUGGCUUCAGGGGCUUCCGUGCGGGAGGCUAUAGAGGGCAGAACUCAGUAUCUGCCCCUCAUUCGAGUGCCUCUGUUGGGGCCGCCCCAGCUUCCAGUCAUGACCCUGAAGCUAACCACCGCCGUGUUGUAGAACCUGCCCCAUCCUUGAGCUCCUCUGCAAUGUCGCUGUAUGGCUCUUCAGAGAGAUCUCUACCUAGCUUUGUCCAAGAUUCGAUACGGAGUUCCCAGACUUCAGUUUCCGGCACACCCCAAGGGUCUCUACAAGAAAUCACUACGAGCUUAAAGUCUCACCCUCCUUGCCUACUGGAACCGGGACCUUCUGCACCUAGUAAUGCUUUCCACUCGCCGGUGCAGGUUCCUUCUACACCCAGUAUCCGUCCCCGACCCUCAGCACAGGAGCAGCACUCGCCCAGCCACCCCUGGAUAUCAGUAGCUCGGCCUUCUGUACCCUAUUGUAGUCCUACCCAAGAGUCGGUACAAGGGUCUUUAUCCAGUAACAACGGGGGAGCGCGCGCCGGCUUCGCCCGGGGAGCUAAACCACAAUCAGCCCCGCCCCCGGGCGGUCUCAGAGUGUCAGCACAAGAGCCCGCCCCAAGCUUGGGGCCCGGCUCCCCCGGGAUAUCUGUAGGAAGAUUGACUCCGCCCCCGAAUGCUAAGCUAGGGUCAGUAGAAGGGGCCGCCCCGCCCUUGGCUGUCCCUACUUGUGUGUCUAAGCCUCAGAAGAAUCUCAACCAAAGCAUGGCGAGUUCGGAGAAAGCAAGCCCUGCAGGCCAGAUAUUCGACGUAGUGGUGAUAGGAGGCGGCAUUUCAGGAUUGGCUGCUGCCAAACUAUUAUCUGAACAUGAACUUAGUGUUUUGGUUUUAGAAGCCAGGGACAGAGUUGGAGGAAGAACAUUCACUGUGAGGAAUGAAUAUGUUAAUUGGGUAGAUGUUGGUGGAGCCUAUGUAGGACCAACCCAGAACAGAAUCUUACGCUUGUCUAAGGAGCUGGGGCUUGAAACUUACAAAGUGAAUGUCAAUGAGCGUCUUGUUCAGUAUGUCAAGGGGAAAACUUACCCAUUUCGUGGAGCAUUUCCUCCUGUAUGGAAUCCUAUUGCAUAUUUGGAUUACAACAAUUUGUGGCGGACAAUGGAUGACAUGGGAAAGGAGAUUCCAAAUGAUGCACCUUGGGAGGCUCCACAUGCCCAGGAGUGGGACAAGAUGACCAUGAAAGAUCUCUUCGAUAAAAUCUGCUGGACAAAGACUGCUAAGCAGUUUGCUACUCUAUUUGUGAAUAUCAAUGUGACCUCUGAGCCCCAUGAGGUCUCUGCUCUGUGGUUUCUGUGGUAUGUGAAGCAAUGUGGUGGUACCUCUCGGAUAUUCUCAAUCACCAAUGGAGGCCAGGAACGGAAGUUUAAGGGUGGAUCUGGUCAAGUGAGUGAAAGAAUAAUGGGCCUCCUAGGUGACCGAGUGAAGCUGAACUGCCCUGUCACCUAUGUUGACCAGUCAGGUGGCAACAUCAUUAUAGAGACACUGAAUCAUGAACGCUAUGAGUGCAGAUAUGUGAUUAGCGCCAUCCCUCCAACUUUAACUGCCAAGAUCCACUUCAGACCAGAACUUCCACCAGAGAGAACCCAGUUAAUCCAGCGCCUUCCAAUGGGGUCUGUCAUUAAGUGCAUGAUGUAUUAUAGGGAAGCCUUCUGGAAGAAAAAGGAUUACUGUGGCUGCAUGAUCAUUGAGGAUGAAGAAGCCCCAAUUUCCAUUACCCUGGAUGACACCAAACCAGAUGAAUCAGUGCCCGCCAUCAUGGGCUUCAUACUUGCCCGGAAAGCUGAUCGGCUUGCUAAACUCCAUAAGGAAAUAAGGAAGAAGAAAAUCUGUGAACUGUAUGCCAAAGUGCUGGGAUCUCAAGAAGCUUUAGAGCCCGUGCAUUAUGAAGAGAAGAACUGGUGUGAGGAGCAAUACUCUGGGGGCUGCUACACAGCCUACUUCCCUCCCGGGAUCAUGACCCAGUAUGGAAGAGUGAUUCGCCAGCCAGUGGGCAGGAUUUACUUUGCUGGCACAGAGACUGCCACACAGUGGAGCGGGUACAUGGAGGGAGCAGUUGAGGCUGGAGAACGGGCAGCUAGAGAGGUUUUAAAUGCUCUUGGGAAGGUGGCCAAGGAGGAUAUAUGGGUGCAAGAACCUGAGUGCAAGGAUGUUCCAUCAGUUGAGAUCACCCGUACCUUCUUGGAGAGGAACCUGCCUUCUGUGCCUGGCCUCCUGAAGAUUAUUGGAAUAUCAACCUCGCUAACUGCCUUCGGGUUUGUGUUGCAAAAGUACAAGCUACUGCCACAGUCCUGAAGUUUCAACUUCUGGCUUCCAUCUUACUCAUUCUCAGUACCACCAACCACCAUCAAAAGGAAAGGGUGAAUUAAAGGUUGUGUCAUUGGGCCAUUUAAGUGCACUUGAUUUAAGCGCUUUUCAGUUUAUUCUCAGUCUGUGUUAAAGUAAAAAUAACCCAAAGAAUUAUCUAGUUAAUUUCAGUAAGACCAAAUUCUGUCUUGUCUGUGUAGACUAACUCAUGCUUGUUACUCUAUUAAAACCUUGUGAUUGCUCUGUUGAUUUCAAGAAGUUAAAGUGUUCAUGAGAAGCAACUGUCUUUUUCUCACCUUUAAUGUAAAACACCUAAUGAUUUCAGAAACAUCAUUUUCUCUGUAGAGCUGGAGUAAGUUAAGACUUUGCCUGUGACAUCUUUAGGAACUGAUGAAGUGUUGGUACACAGCCCAGAAGUUCACAACUUUCUAGGGUGACCAACUGCCACUAUGGAUCAGGGUCCCAGAACAGUACUCACCUCCUGUUCUUCACAUUUGAAAGACUCAAGUUUUUGGCUGGGGAUGUAGCUCAGUGGCACAGUGCCUGCCUGGCAAGUGCAAGAUCUUGGGUUAAAUUCCCAGAACUAAAAAGAGAGAGAGAGAGAGAGAGAGAGAGAGAGAGAGAGAGAGAGAGAGAACAUUCAGGUUUUCAAAAGCCCCUUCCAAAGGUUUAAAACAAAAACAUUUUCUUUUAAAAAUGUUUUUAUUUAAGAAGAAUUAAAUACUUCUAGAUAAAAUCAGCCAACUCAAGUCUAUUAGAACAUUAAUUUUAUCCUAAAUGCAAACUUAAGUCUCUGCACUGAUGUGGAGAGUUUCCAGUGUUUAUUUUAUCCUCAGUGCAAAGAGCUGAAUUUUUCUGCCACCUUUUAUCUUGCAAUUCAAGAGCAUUUUAGCUAACUUAAGUUUUGAUAAGGGCUUGAAUAUGUUCCAGUACAUGAGCAAUUGCCAUGUGUCAUAUCAAACAGCUGUGAGAAAUCUCAUCCCUAAUCACUUGCAGUUGUUUCUAUUCAUGUACUGAUUAACUCAGUCUUGAUAUGCCUUGAGAAAUUUUGGUUUAAACUUCUGAACUGGCAACAGUUUUAACAAUAAUCAGAUUGUUAUCAUAUUGAAGUUUUGGAUGUUGGAGGCCUCCUGAGGGUGCAAUUUCCCCUCUUCUCUUAAGUUUUAGAAAACCAGUGAAUUCAUCUGAAUUAGAUCAACCCUCCUAAGCCACAGAUUGGGUAUCAAAAUGAAUGCCACUCUACACAUACUUAGGCAUGAAAUUGGAGCUGAGAACACCCACCAUGUGUGGGCUUAACCCACACAAAGAAGAUACCAUAGAUGUUUUCUCUGGACGAGAAACAAAAGUCAGUUUAAGAGACUGACAGACCUACUCUGGCUCUGUUGAGACAUCUCUUUCACAGUUCUGAAAUCUGACCCCGAAGUUAAGUUGAGAAUUAAAAACUCAAUCUUCUUGUCACAAUUAUUGUUAAAUAAGGUCUUAUACUCCACUGAAAUCUGCCCCAGUGCUAAUAUGCAUAUUUGUGUGAUUUUCCAUUAAAGUAAAUUUUUGCCUCUGUGGUACUGUUUUGUUUGUUAAUAAAGUACACUGCUACCCUUAA